AUUUAGUAUAGAAUAUAAAGUUCAGUAGAAGUUUACUCUGGCUAAGCUUACUCUGGUGACUCUUGAAAAUGGCUUUGUGGAAUAAAGUGCAAACAGGUUUCGACGCUGAUGAUGAAACUAUUAAUUUCGGCACACGGAUAAUUACAGAAAACAAUGGUUCACUAUACGAAGCGUGUACAAUAGCAACGAUUCAAUCCCAUGAAAAGGUGGAUGAAAAACCAACUGUUUUAGCAUCUCUUCAAUAUUCUAAGUUUUGUGUAGCAAUUGAUAAAUCCAUUACAGUAUUUGAAGAUGAAAUAUGCAAUAAAAUAUUAUACAAUGUUAAUUUUCCCUCCAUGAUAGUUCGUUACUGCAUCUCCAAAGAUGGUUUUGUUUUAUUUGUGGUACUUGCUACUAAAAUUUUAUAUUGUUUACAUUUAUCAGAUGGAAAACAAAUUUUUACAAAAACUAUACCUGAUAAUAAUCAAGACAAUAUAAUACAGAUAUUUUUGAAAGAGCAAAGUGAAGAAGUUCUUAUAAUUCUUGUUAUGAACACUGGAGUUAUUUAUAGUUUCUCCAAAUUAUAUCCUAAAGCUUUAGAGAUUGCAUUAACUAAUGAUGAUAAAGCUAUGAUUGCAGAACAUAUAACAAAUGUUCAAUGUUCUCAACUAUUCAAGGGAUUUACAUCUGAGAAGUUCCUUAAUGCUAUGAUAGAUGAAUUGUCAGAUGAACUAUCAAUAACUAUGAUUGGAACAAAUUCGGUUUUUAUUUGGCCUAAUGAUGAAUAUAAUAAUUUUUAUAAUGUAUUUUCUUUUGGAUAUAAAAAGAUACAAUUGUUACUUGGUAGCAAUAAAAUGCUUUGUCUGCGUACAGAUUAUACAUUAACUAUUAUGUGUCCAAAUACACUACUAGGAAUGAAAAUAUAUGAUGGUCCAGUAUUUGAUUUUGUAGUGAUACAACACAAUAAUCAUUGUGAAAUUUUAUUUUUAACACAGUCUAAACAGAAUCCCGCUAGAUAUUUGUUACGUCUUAUUUCUUAUCCAGAUCUUGAACAGAAGUUGGAAAUUAAUGUUUCUACUACUAUUUAUUUAUUAGAAGUUUUGCAUACUUCUAAUAAUAUAUUUUAUGUAGAGGGUUUUUCUACUGAUAAUAAAAUUAUCAAUGAAUUUAGGAUAAAAAGGAUAUCGGAAAGUAUUCCUGAAAUGCGUUUAGCGAGAUUAUUAAAGAAGAAGCAAUUUGAUGCAGCUGAAGCUUUUGCAAGAAGAUCAGGUCUUUCCUUGGAAUCUAUUUAUUGUGCUAAAGCAGCAUCAUUCAUAGAACAAUUUUGCACAAAAUCUACUCCCGAUUUAAUUAGCGUAGAUGCACUAAUAAACGUUCUAGAUAAAAUACAAAAUGUGCAAUACGUGACUGACUGUUGUAGCAAAAUCUUCAUUUCUAAUUAUAUACAAAUGAGACAAAUGUAUUUAUAUGCUCAGCAAAGAAUAAUGCAAAAUAUAAAGAGAGAAAAUAUGAAUGAUUCAUUGAAUGCUAAUUUGUCUUUGAUAAAUGAUAAUUUAUAUAAACUUGAAACUUUCCAAAUGAUUCAAUGUACUGAAGAAAAUACAUUAUUGAAUUAUGAUACAAAUAUGAAGGAAUGGAUAAGAUUUUUACAAGCAAAUUUGUUAGAAGAAUGCACUACUUAUUUAUCCAUGGGUCAUUUAAAAUCUGCUACUCUAAUUUGGAGGAGACAUCUUCCUGAUAUAAUAAAACAUAUAUCUAUGGAAACUGUACAAAAUAUUUUUGCAAUCUUGCCUGAAGAUAUGACCCCAUCAUGUUUAUGGCCAUGGCUUAUUGUUUUUAUACCUACAUUAUUAUCUUUACUGCCUGAUACGAUUGAUGAAAUUAUAUCUUGGAGUCUAAAGAAACUAAAACAACUUGAAAUAUCUUAUUGUACGGUAUGGCCAGAAAUUGGUAUAGACUUUGUUAAGAAAUUUCUAAAAUUGCUCAAAUUUGAAGACGGGCAACAAUCUAUAUGUUUCUAUCAAGAAUACAGGUAUCAGAAUUCUUUUGAAUUGAAGCAAGUUAUAUUUUUGCUUGAAGUUUUAUCUGAUAUUCAACAAUUGAAGAACAAUUACAGAUUGAGAGUACCUCUUGAUACAUAUAUUGACUUACCUAUAGAAGCAAUACAUAUGUUGUUGGAUAAAGUAAAUCUUGACAAAAUCUCAGAUUUUGUAAAUACAUUUUUAAAACAAUAUAUACUUAAUAAUAACUUACAAAACGAUGCUGUUCUUUGUACAUAUAUACAGAAAAGCAUGGAAAGUUUAGAUAGUUGGUGGUUUAAUGAAGAAGCUAUAUGGGAGAAAAGAGUUACUAUUAUAAUAGAAUUGAUAUAUAAUAUUGAAAAUCGAUUAAAGCAAACUUUGACAGUCUUAAGAAAGGCACCAGUACCUUGGAGCUCAACUAUCAUUACUUUGGCAGAAACAAAUAGUAAUUUUGACCAUGAGUUAUCUUUUGAAAUUAAAGUUGAAUGCGAUUAUGUUCCAAUAAAAGUCAUCUUAAAAAAAUAUGGAUAUGCAACAAUUGGCGUAAAUAACAAAUUAAUAUCACGUAUAAUAAAAGAAGAUCGUGAUUCUGUUAUUAAUGAUAUAGAUACACUGACUAAAAGGAAUCAGCAAUUAAGACAAGAUGCAUUUUGUCGAUACAUAAACUUUCAAUUAAAUAUAGGAAAUUUGCAGAAAGCAAUAGAUACAUUAUAUUAUUUAGAAAAUAAUAUCACUGACGUUUUAUAUUGCUAUGAAGGAAUUCUUAAUUAUAUUGUUGCCGCUUCUUCUUUUCAGAACGUGACAACAUCUUUGAUUUACCAUAUAAAAAUACUGGAUUAUUUAGAAUUCAGAAUACAUGAUUUAUUAGCACAAUUAAAUGAUUGUUCUUUCCGUUACACCAAUAUCGUCAAAAUGAUAAAAGAUUUAAAAUCAUUAUACAUAUUGAAAAAAGAUUAUAAAAUUGACAUUUUACUAAAGGAUUAUCAUAUGCAGAAGUCAGUUAUACUGCAGAACUAUAUCACAAAAUUUCUUUCAAAUAUGAAAGAAGAUGAUUUGUCCAUAAUAUAUAAAACGGUUGUUAAAGUUGCUGAAGUGCUAGGAUUAGAAAAAUCAUGUGCAAUUUUAUCUUUGCUAAAACAAACGAAAAAUGUAAACAUAUUGCCACAACUUGUUAGUUAUGAUGAUGAGGAUUUAAAUAUAUCAGAUGAUUUUAAAUAUAUAUACAAGAUAUGUUUAUUAGCAUUACAACAUGCCGAAAUAAACGUAGAUACUAUAAAAGUUGUCAAAAACUUAAGUGCUUCGAUGUUAAAUAUUUGUCAAGACAGCGACUUAAAAUCUGCAGUAAUACUAAACACUUAUACUAGUGUGUGUUCAAACUUUUUUACUCAACAUUAUUCCAAUAUAAAACAAGAAAUGGUGCCACAGUUUGGUUGGAAAUUGUACACAAUAUAUAAAGAUCAGGCAGUAAUUUUGGAUAAAAGAUUAUUGUUUCUGUUCAAUGAUGCAAUAUAUCUUUAUUUAUAUUGUUCAAAUCAAAUUGAUGAUAAUGAAAUUACUAAUUGCAAUGAACAAUUGCUGGAGGAUCAAUUAAAUAACUUUCUGGAAAAUGUAAAAAAGAUGCAACGUCAACACAAUGAUUAUUCUUUAUUGCAAAUUUUUAAGACGUUUUAUUUUAUGUACUGUACCAUAUCAGUAAGAAACAGAGUUAUAUCAAAGAAAAUGGAGUCCAUAUUAUUGCAACUAUUGAUGAGUUUACUGAAAAAGCUGUGUAUUGAACGAUCGUUCGAUCUUCAAUUAGGAUUAUCUUGUCUUUUUAUGUUACCUGAAUCGGAAGCAUACACCUGGCUUUCUACAACUUGCACAUUUUUUCAAGCUGAUUAUAUCCGGCAUUGUACGAUUUCGACUCUGGGAUAUGAAUAUUCGCGGUUGGGACAUAAUCGAUCUUUACAAAUGUUCAAAGAUUACAAGCUACUACACAUCUGGGCACAACAAUUGUCACAUUAUUCAAUAGCUUAUAAAGAAAUUUUAAUAAAUAAUGCUUCGAGCAAAAGAGAAAUUUUAAUGCAGAUUAUAAAUAGUAAUAGGGAAAACAUAAUUCCCUUGCUAAAAGACUAUUGUUAUAAUUUUGGUUUUAAUUUCGAUGAUUGCCUAUUACUUUACUUAGAAAUAUUAUUAAAAACGUGGAAUCCAACAAUAAUCAUGCCAAAUGGGAGCAUGUAUAAAGAAUUACUUAUUUGUAAGAGCGAAAUAGAUGAAUUAAGAAAGAAAUGCAACGAAAUUGUUGCACAAUUAAGUGAUGAAUUUAUGAUAAAGCAAUGUAUCUCGUCAUUAUGGAAUCAGGUCAAUUUUUACUAUUAUGAAGUGUUUAUCAUAUUAAUGGAUCUCACGGGAAAUAAUGAUAUGAAAAAAAGGAAUUAUCUUUAUUUUUUACAAAAUUACACUCGGAGUGGAUCUCCUACUCAAAUAGAACAUGAUAAAUGGAUACAGCUUAAUCUAGGACAUAGCACAUUACCGCUAAUAGCCCAAUGGAGACUUCCAUUCUUGUUUGAAGAUAUUUGGAAAAUUAUUACUCCAGAAUUGAAUUUAAGAACAUAUGAUAAAUGGCUUGACAUCGCACCCAUACUCAAACUAGAAACGCACCUCAUAUGUACAUUAGCUAUUAAGGGUGAAGUGACUCGUGUAUGGGGAAAUAAUUCUAAAUCGGAAAACGCUUGGUCACCUUGCUUAAGAAACACCACACUGCUCCAAGAUAUAAAGAAAUGUAUACAACAGAUUACUAAUUCAGACGGAUUCUAUUAUGGCACUGUGGCAUUGUAUUAUGUUGUAAAUUAUACACCUGCUGGUGCCGAUCGCGUUGCUGCAGCGAAAGAAUGUUACGAGUAUGCUCAAUUGGCGGCGCGAAAUUCUACCAAAUUCGAGGAAGGAAUGUUGGAGAAAAUUAAAGACAAAUAUUUGAGAUGCACAUCCGAGCAUAUUCUACGUACAUACGGAUUAGAGAAAGAUAAAUAUCUUGCUUUAAUCGAAAACCCAUACAAAUUGGUAUAUGAAUUAUAUAACGACGAAAGCAUAUCAUUACGAUAUCGAACUACAUCCAAUCACAGGCCCAAUAUUAAUGCUGCCGUUAAUGAACUUGGCAAAUUAUUUUCGUUAAAUAUAAUAAAGUUGCGUUUAGAUUUAUUGCAAGAAUGGUUACAAUCCGAUGUUAGAUAUACUGAGUUAUGCCAAAGCUUUACACAGACGUUUCUAACGUUAAAAGACUCUGAUCAGAAUACAGAUUAUGAAGAUAAUUUAUUUAGAACAUGUUAUAUGCUUGAAAAUGGAGAUGUGGAAUUGUUUGCACAAUUUCUUAUAAAUAUAGGCUUUGGUGAUCAGUGCGGUCAGGCUGAAUACAAUUAUAACGUACAAUAUCGAGCGUUACGAAUUUUACAAAAUAUUGUUGAUACUGCUACUUUAGAGAAGCUACUCCAGCAAGAUAUAUGUACCUUUAGAAAAUAUAUGAAGUCGUUACACUAUAUUAGCAAGUUAGAAUUGUUAGGAUUAUGUUAUAGCGUUAAUUCAUUUGAAACUUGUUCUAAACAUGAUCUCGUUCAAAUAUUAUUAAAAAGUCAACGUCAUUCGUCUGAUGCUGUCUCUCUUAUAGCACAGAUUUGCAUCGAGUUUGAAAUAUAUGACAUUCUAUUUUGGGAUGAUACUUUGAGUCAGAUGACAAAGUUACGCAUGAUAAGUGAAUUGAAAAAAGUUUUACUGCAAUCACGAAAUGAGAAGGUCAUCGUAAGUUGCAAUGGUUACAAAAAGGGAUGGCAAUUAAUUAUUUCCGAACCAUUUAGAGAGAUCAAUGUAAAUUCGAAUCUGCAACAAAUUGAUAGUUGCAUAGAGGCGAUUUGUCUAUUAUAUUCGUGUCCUGUGAUACAUGAAUUAAACUUCACUACUAUUGUGAAAAAUUGUUUCCAAUGUAAACAGGCAUCUUUGGCCGCAGCACUCCUACCAUUUUUAAAUGAAUCUGAUAAAAAAUUUGUUUUGGAGAUGGUUAAUCAAAAAUGCCAAAUGGCAGAACUCAUGGAAGAAUUAACUAAUUUAUCUUCCAAAGGAAUACUUACAGUUGCACAUAGUCUUACUAUUCUACAAGAGUCUACAUUACAAGAAUAAAAACAAGCAAAUUUUAUUAGUAUAAGAAAAAAAUCAACUUCAAAAUGAACCUACUUAAUUGUUAAAUUAAAAUGUGAUAUUAUUGAAUGCACUAAUUGCAAUGUGCAUACAUAUAUAAUAAAG
Camponotus floridanus (Florida carpenter ant) is the source of this 6269-nucleotide messenger RNA. RefSeq names its product kinetochore-associated protein 1 (gene rod). The transcript is spliced from 31 exons. Lineage: Eukaryota; Metazoa; Arthropoda; Insecta; Hymenoptera; Formicidae. Gene Ontology annotation, biological process: mitotic spindle assembly checkpoint signaling; mitotic sister chromatid segregation; protein localization to kinetochore involved in kinetochore assembly. The record is from RefSeq and is a predicted model, not a curated record. Gene Ontology annotation, cellular component: cytoplasm; RZZ complex; kinetochore microtubule. The coding region runs from base 69 to 6146 and encodes 2025 amino acids. Gene Ontology annotation, molecular function: small GTPase binding.